AUACCCACAGAGCACAAUCCUGCUGACAUUGCUUCUAGAUCCAUCCAUGCAUCUCAACUCGUGAAAUCUAACUGGUUUACAGGUCCGGCAUUCCUGCAUAAGCCACAUGGAGAUGACUUCAUUAUGACAGAUAACUUUGCGCUUGUGGACCCAGAUUCAGAUACAGAAAUCAGGCCAAUGGUGACAGCUUGCAUCUCAGAAAUGAAGGAUAAACAACUCACCUCUGACAGGUUUCAGAGAUUCUCCUAUUGGAAAUCCUUACAAAGAGCCAUUGCAUCGCUCAUCCAUGUAGCUUGCUCUUCUAGAUCCACCAAUGAAUCCGAUACAUGCAGCGGUUGGCAUCUUUGUUCAAAAGCACACAAUGUAAGUGAGCUGUUAAGAGCCAAGAAUGUGAUAAUCCGCUCUGUGCAAAAGGAAUCAUUCGGUAAGGAGAUUAAAACACUCUCUAUGGGAGGAAACAUAAGCAGCAAAGUUCCACUCUCAAAACUGAAUCCUUUCUUAGAUGAGGACGGCCUACUCAGAGUCGGAGGCAGAUUAAAACUGGCAGAUUUAAGCUACCCAGAAAAAAACCCAGUCAUAUUACCUGGCAAGCAUCACGUUUCUGCAUUACUCAUAAGGCACUACCAUGAAUGCGUCGAGCACCAAGGCCGCAUAUUUACAGAGGGGGCCAUUCGUGCUGCUGGAUUAUGGCUUAUUGGAGGCAAGAGAUGCAUAAGCAGUAUUCUUCAUGCAUGUGUAACCUGUCGUAAACUUCGUGGUAAACUAGAAAUGCAGAAAAUGUCAGACUUGCCACCAGAACGACUAAGUGUGUCACCACCGUUUACUUACACUGUAUUAGAUGUCUUUGGCCCUUGGACAGUGGUAGCUCGCAGCGCAAGAGGAGGUCAAGCUCACAGUAAAUGCUGGGCGGUGCUUUUCACCUGCAUGAGCACCCGUGCAGUUCACAUUGAAGUCAUUAUGUCUAUGGACUCUUCGAGUUGUAUCAAUGCACUUCGCAGGUUUUUCGCGAUCCGUGGCCCUGCAAAACAACUGCACUCUGAUUGUGGAACUAAUUUCAUUGGCGCUUGCAACAAGCUUGAAUUCCACAAAGUGAUUAAGGAAACAAAGGUGCAAAGAUACAACAAUAACGAAGGAUGCACAUGGGUUUUCAACCCACCACACUCCUCCCAUAUGGGAGGCGUAUGGGAGCGGAUGAUUGGUCUGGCUCGUAGAAUUCUUGACUCAAUGCUGAUGCGGGAAGGACACUCUAACCUCUCUGAUGAAGUGCUUUGUACACUUAUGGCAGAAGUGACAGCCAUUAUUAACAGUAGACCUCUAGUACCUGUUUCUAUGGAUGCAGACUCACCCUUGAUACUUACCCCUGCAAUGCUCUUAACACAAAAAGCAGGUUCUCCACCUCCAGCAGGAAACUUCUCCGAAAAGGACAUCUACAAACGCCAAUGGCGGCAAGUACAGAGCCUAGCCAACCAAUUCUGGUGUCGCUGGAAACAGGAAUAUCUGCAAACACUGCAAGUUCGUCACAAAUGGCAGGAUCCAUACCCAAACAUCCAGGGGGGUGACAUAGUACUACUUAAGGACAAUAAAGUAGCCCGAAAUGAAUGGCCUAUGGCACUUGUCACAAGUGUUUUCCCUGGUCAAGAUGGAAAGGUUUGAAAAGUUGAACUUAAAGUGACUAAAGAAGGGUCCAGCAAAACUUUCUUGAGGCCUGUAUCUGAAGUCAUUCUCCUGCUUAGAAAAUAAGAAAACUCCUUUAAACAGAUGGUUAUAGAUGACAUCUUUAUAGAUGUCAGGCGGGGAGUGUUAUGUUAAUUGGAUUAAGCGUUUUAGGUUUUUACUUGGGACUCUAAUUUUGAAAAAUUACCUGACUAAGCAAGGGAGCAGCCAUUUUAGUUUCAGUUUGCUCAGCUCUCUCAAGCAUUAAGCUUCAUGUGACUGCUGCUCCAGUUUUUCUUUAAUGUUUAUGACUUCGAAAGCAUUGUCAUGUACUAACACGGCAACCUCCACCACCCCACCACCACCAGUUGAGUCCUGUCCAGCAUGGGAGUAGGCACCUCGCCCCCUGCCUCCUGUCUCCGGCAGGAUAUGAUGGUUCCGAGUACAACUUCUUUCGACUGCCAGACGGGGCUUACACCAAAA
Molecule: messenger RNA, 2136 nt
Organism: Xyrauchen texanus (razorback sucker)
Lineage: Eukaryota; Metazoa; Chordata; Actinopteri; Cypriniformes; Catostomidae
Exons: 2
Coding region: 124-1653 (509 amino acids)
Biological process (GO): DNA integration
Molecular function (GO): nucleic acid binding
Source: RefSeq, a predicted model, not a curated record